Molecule: messenger RNA, 773 nt
Organism: Paramormyrops kingsleyae
Lineage: Eukaryota; Metazoa; Chordata; Actinopteri; Osteoglossiformes; Mormyridae
Product: retinol-binding protein 1-like
Molecular function (GO): lipid binding
Source: RefSeq, a predicted model, not a curated record
UUCAGUUUUUACUGCACGUACAAGAGUAGAUUCUGUCUCAAUAAUUACAUACAAUAACGUUAAACUAGUAAGGGUAUGGAUGCAGCGAGGAGAGCUGAGAGUCUAUUAAGAACAGAACCUCGCGGGUAAUCGGAUUAAAAGGACCUUGGUUUAAGUUGUAUUUAUUAGCAGAAGUGCUGCAUUCAGCCGCAGGCUAAACAGUCAUAUCGGACCGAAGCAUCUGAAGUUUCCCUCAGGAAAAAAAUCAGGAAAACGCGCAAAAACAACAGAAAUGCCUGUAGAUUUGAAUGGUUACUGGAAAAUGGUGUCUAAUGACAACUUUGAAGAAUAUCUGAAAGCUCUCGAUGUAAACAUCGCUAUUAGGAAAAUUGCCACGUUUUUGAAGCCCGAUAAAGACAUCACUCACAAUGGAAACCAUAUCACCAUUAAGACGCUCAGCACGUUCAAAAACUACAACAUGGAUUUUGAGGUCGAGAAGGAGUUCGUGGAAGAUCUCAGCGGUGUGGACGGUCGCAAAUGCAGGACUACAAUCAAAUGGGAGGGAGACAAACUGGUUUGCAUGCAGAAAGGAGAAAAAGAGGGUCGAGGCUGGACCCACUGGAGGGACGGAGACCUAUUACAUUUGGAGUUAAGAGUUUGCGGAGUGGUUUGCAAGCAAGUUUUCCAGAAACAGAACUGAUCUGGCUCUGGUCUGAGACGAGCACCCCCUACUGGUGACCUUGCGAGUGACGCAACUACAGAUCCCUACCCUUUUUUUCAUUUAUCAUCCACAG